AUGAACGUACUGAAGCGCUUUUUACAAGAAUGUGGAGAAGAAAGAGAAAUUGAGAAUAUCCCUCCGCCUCAACUUGACAGUCUUCUUUCCAACUUUUACAUAAAGGCAAAAAAGAAAGACAAUACUUUGUACGAACCUGAUACAAUGUCGUCCUUCUCAAGAAGUAUCGAGCGAUACCUCGACGAUAAAAAUGCAAAAGUAAACAUCUUAAAAGAUGAAGAGUUUAAGCUUUCCAGACAAGCCUUGAUGUUCAGACGACGAGAAUUAAGAAAAGAAGGCAAAGGAAACAAGCCAAAUGCUACUGCUCCUYUGACAAGCAAAGAUAUUGAUGCUAUUUUUAAUGAAAACGAGUUUGGAGUCCAUGAUCCAGAGAUCCUUUCCCGUACUAUGUGGUUCUUGCUUACUUUGCAUUUUGGUCAUAGAGCACGACAUGAAGCGAGACAGCUGCUGAAGUUUGGAGACGUACUUUUGAAGAAAGAUGAAAUAAAUGGCGAAGAGUAUGUAGAGUGGUUCCAAGAAAGAGAAACUAAAACCAGACACGUCGAUGAAAAUGAGCACCAGAGAGCUUUCCGACCAAGAGCUUAUGAGAGCGGCGACAAGAAAUAUCCUGUGGCCUGCUAUAAGCAGUUUGUUUACAGGCGUCCCGAAGAAGCCAAAAGUCCAGAAAGUCCGUUUUUUCUUGCUAUAAACCAUAGAAGGAGGCCAAAUGAUCAAGUGUGGUUCCUAAAUGGACCGAUGGGAAAGAACAAGAUUGGCGAAUUCCUGUCUCAAGCAACAAAAGAUUUGAAGUUCACGAAGUCAAAAGCCGGUAAAAUUACCAACCCUUCCGUACGUAAAACUGGUAUCACAACCCUCCUGGAUGCUGGUGUUCCACACAACAUUGUGGCUCAACUGAGUGGCCAUAAGAGUCUUGACAGUUAUGCGGUUGCCUCUGAGAGCCAACAACGAAACAUGUCGAAGAUACUGAGUGGUGUUGAGAACGUCAAGCACGAAGCCAGCAGCAAGCAAUUAUGUCUCGGCGCAACGGACUACAAGUUCAACUGCCGCUGCAGGUUCUUUGUUUGGGGGAGCAAACAUUGGAGUAUUGAACAUUCAGAAUCUUGUUCUUUCAGGCCAUGA
Actinia tenebrosa (Australian red waratah sea anemone) is the source of this 1119-nucleotide messenger RNA. RefSeq lists its product as uncharacterized. The record is from RefSeq and is a predicted model, not a curated record. NCBI's taxonomy places the organism in Eukaryota, Metazoa, Cnidaria, Anthozoa, Actiniaria, Actiniidae.